AUGCUCCUCUCCCUCCUCGCCACAAUGCUCGCCGCGUCGCCGGCCGCAGCUCUCACCCCCCUUGCCGACGACCACCUCCGCAGCAUCCCCUCCCCAGGCUCCGACUUUGACAUCCACACCGGCAAACUCCUCGCUCCCAUCCUCAUCCCCCGCGUCCCAGGCACCGCGGGCAACCGCCUCGUCCAGAAACACCUUGUCGACUUCUUCAGAGACUCCCUCCCGAGCUGGCAGCUGACUUGGCAAAACUCGACGCAAAGGACGCCCCUGAGCGGCGACAAACCCGUUCCCUUUUCGAACCUCAUCUUCAGGAGGGACCCGCCCGGAACGCAGGCGGGCGACGUGGCGCGGCUGACGCUCGUCGCCCACUUCGACAGCUUGGCGAAGCCCGAGGGCUUCAUCGGCGCGAUCGACUCGGCUGCGCCGUGCGCUAUGCUGAUGCACGUCGCGAGGAGCAUUGACGAGGCGCUGACCAAGAAGUGGAACGAGGGGACUGCUGGCGGGGUGCGGGAAAAGCAGGGCGUGCAGAUCUUGUUCUUGGAUGGCGAGGAGGCGUUUGUUAGCUGGUCCGCGACGGAUUCUCUAUAUGGAGCGAGAUCGCUAGCCGAACACUGGGAAUCAGACUUUCACCCCCCAAUGUCGACUUACAAGACCCCCCUCGAUGCCAUCAGCCUGUUUGUGCUGCUCGACCUGCUGGGGUCGCCCAACCCCAGAGUCCCGUCGUACUUUCUCCCCACGCACUGGACGUACCAGAGCAUGGCCGCCAUCGAGAAGCGCAUGCGGGAGCUCGCUCUUUUGGAGUCGAAGCCCAGCCAGCCGUUUCUGGGGGAUUCGAACAAGGACGCGCGCAGCUUCUACGGAGGAGGCAUAGAAGACGACCACAUCCCGUUCAUGCGCCGCGGCGUGGAUAUUCUGCACAUCAUCCCCUCGCCGUUCCCGGCGGGCAUCUGGCAUCAGAUGGCGGACGAUGGGGCGCACCUGGAUCUACCGACCACGAGGGACUGGGCCAAGAUUGUGACGGCGUUUACGGCCGAGUGGUUAGGCUUGGGGAAACACCUGCCGGCAAGGGCGACCGCCGGGGCGACCGCCGGGGCGACGGGCGGUUCGACUACGGAGUCGACGCUCAGCAAGAGGACCGAGUUGUAG
This is a messenger RNA of Ustilaginoidea virens, 1143 nucleotides long. RefSeq lists its product as uncharacterized. The coding region runs from base 1 to 1143 and encodes 380 amino acids. NCBI's taxonomy places the organism in Eukaryota, Fungi, Ascomycota, Sordariomycetes, Hypocreales, Clavicipitaceae. The record is from RefSeq and is a predicted model, not a curated record. Gene Ontology annotation, molecular function: zinc ion binding; glutaminyl-peptide cyclotransferase activity. The transcript is spliced from 2 exons.